Molecule: messenger RNA, 2631 nt
Organism: Ziziphus jujuba (common jujube)
Lineage: Eukaryota; Viridiplantae; Streptophyta; Magnoliopsida; Rosales; Rhamnaceae
Product: leucine-rich repeat receptor-like protein kinase PXC1
Exons: 2
Coding region: 345-2384 (679 amino acids)
Biological process (GO): protein phosphorylation
Molecular function (GO): protein kinase activity; protein binding; ATP binding
Source: RefSeq, a predicted model, not a curated record
CCCAUUUUUUCAAUUCCUCCACUUUAAUCAUAUUCCCCUUCUCAACCAUACACCUAAAGUUAUAAUAAUAAAACCCAAAACCCACACUAAUCAUAUCACUUUACAAUCAUAUUAUUCCCCUUCUCAAUUUCUCUCUUUCUCAAAAUUCAUGGACACAGGACAAAAUAGAAGGUGAGAGAAUGAGAGAAAAAAGAGAGAGAGAGAGAGAGAGAGAGAGAGAGAGAGAGUUUUCACUCUGACACUCUUUUUUAGAAUUGAAACAGAGAAGCAAACAAACAUUGUUAUAUUUUUAAAAACACUCUUUUAGUCUUGUUUGCUAACCCAAACCUUCCCGCCCAUGAAACAUGAACACUAAAGCUCAUCCUCUGCUUUCUUCCUUAGCCUCUCUGGUUUUCUCUGUUUUCUUCUUGUCCCAUGUAGCUCUAUCUUCUUCUUCUCCUUCGCUCAACGACACACAAUCUCUCACCCACUUUCGCCUCCAGACCGAUUCACAUGGCAACCUCCUCACCAACUGGAGUGGCUCCGACGCCUGUGCUGCUUCUUGGCGUGGAGUCCGAUGCUUCAGUGGCAGAGUCAUCGCGCUUUUCCUUCCGUCUCUCAAUCUCAGAGGUCCUCUCGACUCGCUCGCGCCGCUUGACCAGCUUCGAGUUCUCGACCUCCACGAUAAUCGCUUGAACGGCACCGUUUCGCCUCUACUCAACUGCACCAACCUCAAGCUUCUCUACCUCGCCGGAAACGACCUCUCUGGAGAUAUGCCUUCUGAUAUCUCCUCUCUAAGACGGCUGCUCCGGCUCGACCUCUCCGAUAACAACAUUCGCGGUGAGAUCCCAAAGGGGCUCUCCAAUUUGACCCGACUCCUCACGCUUCGGCUCCAGAACAAUUUGCUUUCGGGGAAAAUUCCCGACCUGUCUUCGUCGCUCGUAAAUCUCAAAGAACUGAACUUGACGAACAACGAGCUAUAUGGAAGCUUACCAGACAAUUUGUUGAAGAAAUAUGGUGAGGGAAGCUUUUACGGGAACGAAGGGCUUUGUGGGUCGAACCCAUUACCUACUUGUUCGUUCACAGCGACGCCAUCCUCAGAGGACCCUGCUCAGACUGUGCCGUCCAACCCGAGCUCAUUGCCCCAAGCACCCAUAAUCGGCGAAACCAAGAAGCAUUCACGGAAGGGACUAAGUCCUGGAGCUAUAGUAGCCAUUGUGAUUGCGAAUUGCGUCGCGUUGUUGGUGAUAAUUUCAUUCGUCGUGGCCCACUUCUGUGCCAGAGAUCGGAGUUCGAAUUCCAUGGUGGGUAGUGAAAAUGGGAAGAGAAGAAGAAGUGGGAGUAGCUAUGGCAGUGAAAAGAGAGUGUACGCUAACGGAGGUGCAGAUAGCGAUGGGACCAAUGCUACGGAUCGUAGCAAGCUUGUAUUUUUCGAUAGGAGGAAGCCAUUUGAGCUCGAGGAUUUGCUCCGAGCGUCUGCCGAAAUGCUUGGGAAAGGAAGCUUGGGGACCGUUUAUAAGGCGGUGCUCGAUGAUGGAUCUACGGUGGCUGUGAAGAGACUCAAGGACGCUAACCCAUGUGCUCGGAAAGAUUUCGAGCAAUAUAUGGAUGUAAUAGGGAAGCUUAAGCACCCAAACAUAGUGAGACUAAGAGCUUACUACUACGCUAAGGAGGAAAAGCUUCUGGUCUAUGAUUAUCUUCCCAACGGAAGCUUGCACUCACUUCUUCAUGGAAAUCGUGGUCCUGGUAGAAUUCCUUUGGAUUGGACGACAAGGAUAAGCUUGGUAUUGGGUGCAGCUCGUGGGCUUGCUAAGAUUCAUGAAGAAUAUAGUGAUUCAAAGAUACCACAUGGAAAUGUUAAAUCUUCGAAUGUGCUACUCGACAAGAAUGGUGUGGCUUGCUUCUCUGACUUCGGACUGUCUCUGCUUCUCAACCCAGUUCAUGCCAUAGCAAGAUUGGGAGGGUACAGAGCUCCAGAACAAGCAGAGGUCAAGAGGCUCUCUCAGAAAGCCGAUGUGUACAGCUUCGGUGUGUUGUUAUUGGAAGUUCUUACAGGGAGAGCUCCGUCCCAAUACCCUUCACCGACUCGGCCUCGUGUUGAGGAAGAAGAACAAGCAGUGGACCUCCCAAAAUGGGUUCGAUCAGUGGUGAAGGAAGAGUGGACAGGGGAGGUGUUCGAUCAAGAGCUUUUGAGGUACAAGAACAUUGAAGAAGAACUUGUGUCUAUGCUCCAUGUGGGGUUGGCAUGUGUGGUUCCACAGCCCGAGAAGAGGCCUUCAAUGGCAGAAGUGACUAAGAUGAUUGAGGAUAUCAGGGUGGAACAGUCUCCUCUCGGAGAGGAUUACGACGAAUCUCGCAAUUCGCUUUCGCCUUCACUUGCCACCACAGAAGAUGGGCUGCCUUGAUCAGUUGCUGUUCUUCAUCGUCAUCUGUUUCAAUAUUGCAUCAUCUCAUUGCGAAUUGCUGCUAUUGCAGGGCUCUCCGUUCUCAAAAGUUGAAAGUUGUGGUUGUCUAAUUAUGGUCUGUAAUAUCUGUAAGUUUAUGGUUUUGAAUCGUUGCCGUGGGGAGAGAUUCAUGAUCUUUGCCUACUCAACGAGAACAUAGUUUCGUUUUUAGUUUUUCAAUUAUGUAAUGUAGCUUUCUUCAUUUUUA